AUGGCACCGCAGCCCGACACCGAGGCGUACGCUACUGACGUCCCAAUCGACGACCCUUCGAUCCUCGAGCCCGCACCCGAGACACCCGGCGAGGCCCACGAUAUGCUUCACAAGCCGGACGCGACCUCACUCGCCGGCAACACGACCGAAGCUUUCGCGCCCACCCAUGUCUACCGAGCCGACAUUGACGGUCUCCGGACCGUUGCGAUUGUGCCCGUCCUGCUCUUUCACGCAUACCCCGAGACGUUUACGAGCGGCUUCAUCGGUGUCGAUGUCUUCUUUGUCAUCUCUGGUUUCCUCAUCUCCGGCAUCCUCUUCAAGGAAAUGACUCAAGGCUCGUUUUCGUACGCUAGCUUUUACAGCCGCCGCAUUCGCCGCAUCUUCCCGACGCUGCUGGCCAUGCUGUCGACGACGUGGUGGCUCGGUGUCUUGUACUUGCUGGCCGCGCCGCUGAAGCGCCUCGCUGCCACAAUGCUCGCGGGCUCGCUCUUCAGCGCCAACCUCCAAGUGCUCUCGCUGGACCAGGGCUACUUUGACGACAGCGUCCAGACCAACCCGCUUUUGCAUCUCUGGUCGCUAGGGGUUGAGGAACAGUUUUACAUUGUUUGGCCGUUCGUCGCCAAGAUUGUCGCGUCGCUCGACGUUCGGCGCGCACUCGCGCUGCAAGUUGGCCUCGCUGCGCUGAGCUUUGUUCUGAACCUCCUGUUUCUUGGCUUCCACGGCUCCCACAAGUACGCGUUCUACCUGCCGCUCGCGCCACCGACGACGUCCUUUGACCCGCUGAUGACGCGUGCCUCGUACAUGCUGCGGACAUAUGCGCGAUCGCUCACGGGCGUGGCGAUGUUGCUACUGACGGUGGCGUUUCUCGCACUCGACGAAGCCAGCGCGUUUCCGGGGGCCUGGGCUCUCCUGCCGACCAUCGCGGCCGCGCUUCUGAUCGGCGUCGGUCCCACGACGCCGCUGCACACGCAGCUCUUGAGUGCGCCCUCCAUGGUGCUUGUUGGCAAGCUCAGCUACGCCUUGUACCUCUGGCACUGGCCACUUCUCGUCUUUGCCAAGGCGCGGUAUCCGAACGCCGACACGCGACCACUGUACAUGGCGCCGGGCGUGAUGCUUCUCGUGUCCGUACUGCUGGCGUGGGUCUCGUACGCGUCGAUUGAGGCGCCGCUGCGGUCGCGCCGGUCCAAGAAGGUGGUUGUCGGCUUGAUGCUGGCGAUGCUGGCCAUGACACUGCUGGCCGCGUGUACCUAUGCGAUGCCGGCGCAGGUGUCGUUGACGCAGAUGGAGCUCGACGCAGCGCUACAAGACGAGAAUGCGGUGAAGAUGACGUCGAAGGGCGAUGUGGCGUCGAGCGGUGAGGGAGUCAACGCGUCGUUGGCGUGGACCCAAGUGGAGACAGCUGCAACGACGGCACCGCCGGUGGUAGCAGCUUCGACGACGGUGGCCCACGGAACGGUAGCCGAGACGUCAGUGCCCGGGAACAAUUCAGUGGUCACCAAGAGCUUGCUAAAGAAGAACUCAACGCUCAACUCGAGUCGGGGUCCGCGGUUGUCGCCACCGACGUACCUCAAGAUCCUUGCUGCUCAUGACGACUGGCAUCCCGACGUCGGGUAUGCGCCGAUGCCAACAAGCUACCCCCUCGCCCGUACCUCACUGACGGCCACGGUUCUCAACGACGGUCAUUUGGAAAACACGCUCGUGGUCCUUGGCGACUCACACGCUGACAUGUGCAAGCCGCGGUUCGCGCAGCUCUUGGCCGAGCGUGGUCCGAGCCAAUUUCCGACCGUCUUGUACAAGUCGUGGAACGGUAUCGUCAAGCAGCUCAAGCCAAAGGCACUGCUGCAUGUCGCGCACUGGUACCAGUUCUUGCAGAUGCGCGGCGACGAUCACGCACCAGCACACGCGACGCCUCCGUGCUGCCCCGCGUACAAGCUCGACAAGUGCGAUGCGAUCCAAAACCAAGCCGACGUCCGAGGCAUCCUCCGCGCCUUCCAGGACGACAUGGCCGCGAUCACGCGACUCGGCAUCCGCGUGUUUGUGGCCACCAUGUCCCCCGAAGGUGCGGCGUUCGACUUCAACCACAUGCUCAGAGGCAGCAGCGUCGGCGCCGUCGGCCCCGUGAGCCGUAGCGCGUUUCGUGCCUCGCAGCAGCCGCUGCUCGGUAUGAUCGAAGACGCGAUCGUGGCAGCCAACGCGACUCUGAUCGACUUUUCCGAAAACCAGUGCGAUGGCGACGUGUGCGAGGUCCUCGACCCAUACGGACACCCGAUCAUGAAGGACUGGCACCACUUUCGAUCAGCGUAUGCGCGCCAGUACCUCGGUGUCCUUGACCAAGUUGUUGACGCAGCGAUGACAUAA
Molecule: messenger RNA, 2358 nt
Organism: Saprolegnia parasitica CBS 223.65
Lineage: Eukaryota; Oomycota; Saprolegniomycetes; Saprolegniales; Saprolegniaceae
Exons: 3
Coding region: 1-2358 (785 amino acids)
Biological process (GO): lipopolysaccharide biosynthetic process
Cellular component (GO): membrane
Molecular function (GO): acyltransferase activity, transferring groups other than amino-acyl groups
Source: RefSeq, a predicted model, not a curated record